AGGACUUCGAAGCUUACUGAACUCCAAUUUUAAAAUGUCGAAAUUGAACUUUUUCGGAGCUAAACCGACGUUGGGAUCCAGAUUGUUGGGUGGCAGAAUCCGUUCUGAUGUUUUGAUAACGAGUUUACUUAAGAACAUUCGCUCGUUUAUUUUAUUCGCUCUUUCGCUUUUUUCUCGAUGCGAGAUUACAUGAAGCGAUGAGAUGUUUAUACUUUUGUCAAAUUAUCAGAUAAUAACAGUAGAGCUUUAUUUUUACAAGCUAAAAAAUGACAAGCAUUCGAGAAAAGCAACAGAGCGUAGCACAGGACAGGCCGAUUUUGCUCUGUUGUGGCGGUGGUGUAGGUACUCUUGUCGUUAUUUAGUUGAUUCGGCCGAAUGAGAGGGGAUCGAAGAACAGCUAGAGCAGUCUUUUUUUGAUCAUAAUUCUGCUAGUUAGUAGUCAUUUAUCUGCUGAGCCAGAGAGUCGAUUGUUAUAUUGACUCGGCCACUUUUCAAUUGCAUUUUAAUUGUAACAUGUCCAAAUUAACUCGCUACAAGUAAAUUACUCACUAGCUCUUGUAAGCCAAUCUAAAGUCAGACUAAGUGGAUCCAGAAAAGCAGCGAGCUUGUUUGUAUCCUCUCACCUAUUCACAACACAAUCACAAUAAUCAACAAUAAUACAAUUCACACAACAUAACAUAACACAUCACAUCGCGCGCGCCAGGCGAAGCCAUCUCAUGAUACCUGGCGACCACACAACCAUAAGUCCAUAACAGCAGAUAGACCUCAUCACGGCGAUACAUCAUCUCAGAACUCCUCAUCAUCACCGACUGGCUUGACCAAAGCCACACGUAAGACCAUACCACAACUAUCAUCAAAUCCAGUUAUCAUCAUCGAAAAACAACAAGCGAAAAAUAAACAAUUCAUUGUAAACAAUUGAUUUAUCAACUUUCAAGUGAAGAUGAAGAUGACUACGAGGACACUCCUGGAAUCUCGUUAAGAGUCCCGACGUCUUCAGCUAAUCGCGAUUCUGCAUUUUUACCAAAAAAUGAUUAAUAACAAGUGACUAAAAGUCUGCCUUUCUGUCAAUCGGUGAUAUUCAAUUUCAUUGAUACAGUUUGCUUGUAUCAAAUCAAUCCAGUAUCUCCAGUAUUUGAUCAUCAAUUUUUAAGUCAUAAAUAAUAAUCCACUCAGCCAUGCAGAUGCAACCGAAUCCGAGUUCUUUGAAGACCUUACCAAUGCCAAACCCUGGAUUUCUUACGAUAGAUACGCAGCCACUGCAGCAGAACCAGAUAUCCAACAACUCCACACUUUUAGGUAUGAAGAGCCACCUACAACCAUCUAACCUCAUUAUCUCGAACCAGACUAAACAGGAUGUCGAUGAAUACAACUUUGUUGCACGCCAUACGUCUCAAAUGCAGCAGAAACAAAUGGAUAGUCUCUUAAUGCCAGCUCAGACAAUACCAAACUCAGUAACCAGGAAUCAUGGAUCCGGUCACCCGACGAUGCAGUGCCAGGCGACGAACGAUGACAUCUCGGAUCUGCCAUCGAUCAGCUCAGUCGCGAGCAACGACAGUCUUCUAUCUUUAUCCCUCGGCACGCCUUCAAGCUUAAGCACUGCCAAUGCGCCGGCAUCAUUUGUUUUGGAAAAUGCAGCAAGAUUGAACAGUUUGAUCAGAGGUGGAAGAGAUCCAGCUGCCGAUAUGUUUCACUCGGAUGACGAAACCGAGAGCGGAGAUGAAGAUAACGACCCGACAAAUCCGCAAUGCGCUAAAAUAGGGAAAGAUAAGCAUGACAAUUUAGUUACUCGAGGUCUUACCGAUGAUACCACAAAAACUACGAGCAGAAAGAAAAAUCGAAAGAGACCUCUAGAAAAAGGAAAACCACCCUACUCUUACAUCGCUUUAAUAGCGCUUGCAAUUGCAAACUCACCUACAGGUAAACUGACAUUAAAUGAGGUUUACAAGUGGAUCGCUGACAACUUUGCCUUCUACAAGAGCACCCGAAAAAAGUGGCAGAAUUCGAUCAGACAUAAUCUGACCUUGAACGAUUGCUUUGUGAAGGUGCCAAGGAUGAAUCACGGAGCUUCAGGAAAAGGUUGCUACUGGAGUUUGCAUCCCCGCUGCAUCGGCAUGUUCGAAGACGGGAGCUACCUGAGAAGACGGAAGAGAUUCAAGGCAGACGACUCAGUCCUCGGAGGCCAAGGAGGCACUUCCAGUCUCCAUAAGUACAUCGCCAUCCGAGGAGCUAUGCAGGAAUCUCCGUCACAGCCAUCGGACGGAAACUACAGGCCAUUCUCAAUAGACAACAUCAUUUCAUCACCUGUCGCCGCUCAAUUGGGGGGACCAGGAGCUAUGUCAAUGUUUCCAGCUCCGAGCGCCGACAAAACACGGAGCCAGGGUCCGAACGAUAACAGCUCUAUUGGAAACUUGAUCUCGGGGUCCGGACCGUCCUCAUUUAAAACCAACUCAUUCUUCCCUCUCACGCCUUUUGGAACUACAAGUAAUCGCGUUCCUAGUUCUCAAAUCCAAGAAAACGCAAUUAACCCUACUUUUUCGUAUCUUCCAAACGCAUCAUCUCAGAACUCACGAUCCAAUGCCACACCUUCUUUGACUCCGCCAACAACUCAGACUUCCAAUAUGAGUCAUAAUAUCCAGCAAUCCUCUGUAGCUCAACUGCAACAACAGCCUGGUGCUCUUAGCCGCAGUGUCAAUGAGACAAACUCAAACCCGGCAAACACGCAACCGCCACCUGCGGGUAUAAGUUUCGAUAUAUUAAGCAGUGACCAUCUUGGAGGAAAACCUCCAACAAUCUCUUCUUCAGCUAGUCAGCAACAACAGCAGCACCAUUUUAAUCUACAAACUGCCAAAGUAGCCGCCGCUCAAAACGCCCUGGCGGCGUCUCAACAUGGCCAAAACCAGAACCAUCACCAAGCAAUGGCCAACUAUCUUCAGCAACAAUUGAACAAAAACAGCAGUCUCAUGGGUGCAACAAUGCAACAAGUUCACAGUUUAGCUUCGCCUUAUCUCUACAAUACCAACUCAUUCACGCCUUCAGUCAGCAUAAACAACAGUCUAAACUCACCUUCAGUUUACAAAAUGACUGGCUACAACCCAGUUGCAGGGGCUUCAUUUGGGAGCCAAGUUAAUAAACUUUUCCCUCACAAUCCGAGUCCGGGAUCUCUGGCAAGCAGUCCAUUUAUACCGCCAGCAUCCCCCUUAUUUAAUACUCAAAGAUACACAAACCCGUAUUCGAACCCGGGUAGCGUGGGAGGCAUGAGCCCCGCAGUCGCCGCCUUUCCGCCGAAUGUAACGAUAAACACAAACUACCAGCUGCCUCCACCGCCAGUUCACCGCUACAACCCGGCGGCCGUCGCGGCGGCUCUGAUGAACAGCCCCUCUGCUGCUGCCAAUUCAGCUGCCAAUCCGUACCAGCCAUUAGCAGGACUUCAUUACAACCCUUUUGCGUCAUUUUCAACUACUAAUUUUUGCCUACCGACUAUAUAGUUUUUACUUUAUUGUUUUUCUAUAUCGCUUAAUUUACUUUAUU
Molecule: messenger RNA, 3528 nt
Organism: Symsagittifera roscoffensis
Lineage: Eukaryota; Metazoa; Xenacoelomorpha; Acoela; Convolutidae
Product: forkhead box C1-A-like
Exons: 2
Coding region: 1176-3485 (769 amino acids)
Biological process (GO): cell differentiation; regulation of transcription by RNA polymerase II; anatomical structure morphogenesis
Molecular function (GO): DNA-binding transcription factor activity, RNA polymerase II-specific; RNA polymerase II cis-regulatory region sequence-specific DNA binding
Source: RefSeq, a predicted model, not a curated record